AUGGCCGGCGGAAUCGUGACCGUGGCCAGCGGGGUGAUUAACCCCCUCAUCGGCAAGCUUACCACACUCAUGGGCGAUGAGUACAAGAAGUUCAAAGGAGUGAGGAAGCAGGCCCCAUUCCUGCAGAAGGAACUCAACGCCAUGAAUGCUGCCCUUCACAAGCUGGAGCUCAUUGAUGAGAUCGAUCCAACUGUUAAGGAUUGGAGAGAUGACGUCAGGGAGAUGCCAUACGACAUGGAGAAUUGCAUCGAUGACUUCAUCCGCCAAUCUCGAGCUGAUAAUGCCAAGGGAGGCUUCAUCAAGAAGACUGCUCGAUGCAUCAAGAAGUUGCGAGAGCGCAUUCGGAUUGCGCACCAGAUGGAAGACCUGAAGACUCUUGCCUUAGAUGCAAAGGCUCGGCACGAGAGGUAUGCAAUUGAUGAUUGGAAGCCUGCCUCUGGCUCUGUGGUUGUUGAUCCUCGGUUGAGGGCGGUCUACCAGGAGGCAGAUGCUCUAGUGGGCAUUGAUGGCCCAAGGGAGGAGAUUGCCAUGCGGUUGAUGGAUACUCAGAAGAAAAUCAAGGUGGUGGCCAUCGUGGGUUUCGGUGGUCUUGGUAAAACUACACUUUCCAAGCAGGUUUACGAUAAGAUUGACUUACCAUUCAAUUGCAAGGCAUUCUUUUCAGUUUCACAGAGGCCUCAUAUGGCUGAACUACUCAACAAUUUCCAACUUAAACUAGGAAUGAACAGUCCGAGUUCAUCUCACACUCGCAAGGUUGAAGACAUGAUUGAAGAGAUAAGGGGGCAUCUCAACAAAAAGAGGUACCUUAUUAUUAUUGAUGAUGUGUGGGAUGAAUCCUCAUGGAAUAUUCUCAAGUGUGCUCUUCGCGAAGAUAAUAAUGGAAGUAGAAUAAUAGUUACAACACGAUUGGUAGGUGUGGCGAGUGCAGCCUGCCAGAAUGACUCUGAGGGAAUUUACAGACUGAAACCCCUCAAUGAACAAAACUCAAGAAUGCUAUUUUUGAAUAGAAUAUUUGGGUCUGAACAUGACCGUGAAAUUUCAAGGGAUGAUUUGGUUCGACAGUGGAUAACUGAAGGGUUACUGGUUCGUAAUUUGCAUGUGACAGAUCUAGAGAAUCUGGGAAGGAGUUAUUUCAAUGAGCUCGUCAAUAGAAGCAUCAUUGAUCCUUGUAGAACUAAGUACGGAGAAGUGCUGUCUUUCAGGGUGCAUGAUAUAAUGUUGGAUUUUAUCCUAAGCAAGUGUGAUGAAGAUAACUUUAUAAGUUUAGCACACAAUUGUGAAGACAUGGCAAGUUUGCAUGACAACAAAUACAAAGUUCGUCGAUUAUCUAUGAGAGGAGCAAAGUAUGGCCCAAUUAUUGAUGUUAGCCUAUCACAGGUUCGAUCAUUUACACAGUUUGGAAAGUUCACGCCUCCUCCUUCGUUGUUCAAGUAUCUCCGAAUCUUCAGAAUUGAGGGAUUCAUGGAAUCACUUGACCUCACUGCUAUUGGUGAAUUGUUUCAACUAAGGUAUUUGUAUGUUUCAGGAAUAGAUUCUGUGCAGCUCCCUGCUGAACUUCAAGGGCUUGUUUACUUGGGGACACUGGACUUACAUGAUGCACAAAUCAAGAGCAUGCCAUCGGAUAUAGUCAGUUUGUCCCGUUUGUCCUAUCUUCGUAUUUGGAUGGAAACAGAGCUGCCUGAAUUUAUUGGGAAUAUAAAAUCACUUCGUAGUCUGAUGAUAUAUAGAAACAAGCUGACCAGUGACCCGUUGUCAAAUUCGAUGAAGGUUAUUAUAGGUCUCGGUGAGCUCACCAAUCUAAGGGAAUUGAAGAUCGAUGUGGGGUCUUUGGAGAAGCCCGAACGUGAUGCUUUGGCCUGCUCCAUUGGAAAACUCAGCAACCUCAAAAAUCUUAGAUUUAUUGGGUAUCCUAAUGAAGACAAUAAUCAACUGGGAUCGUUAUCAAAACCUUUUCAAAAUAUCGAGCAAUUUCACGGGCCUCUAUGGAAGUUCUGCAGAGUUCCAGUAUGGAUGGGCGGUCUCCAUUACCUUCGCAUCCUUGAGCUAUCGGUCGAGGAGACGUCAACGGAGGAGUUUCAUGUUCUUGGUGAGCUUCCCUCCCUCCUUGAACUCAAAUUCAGGUCAUCACAUAUCCCUAAAGAAAGGGCUGUAUUGGGUACGGGAUUGUUCCCGGUUCUGGAGGAUUUCAAUUUUUGGUCCAUUGAAGACGUUACGGCAUACCUGCGGUUCGAUGAGGGGGCCAUGCCCAAUGUACGAACCCUUGCUCUCCAUAACAAGGAGGAGUGGGACGGCAGUAUACCAGUCGGCAUGGAGUACCUGUUAUGCCUUGAGAAGAUCCAACUGCACGGGGCCUACUCCGGUGAUGAUGCCAUAGUGUCUGCUUUCAGGAGCGCCUUAUUAGUGCACCCAAACCGCCCUUCCGUUCAACAUUGGCGUCGAGAAAAGGGUAGUUUCCCUGCAGGGUGUGGAGGUUUUAUUAUGCAAUGA
Triticum dicoccoides is the source of this 2487-nucleotide messenger RNA. Its product is annotated as disease resistance protein RGA5-like. The record is from RefSeq and is a predicted model, not a curated record. The coding region runs from base 1 to 2487 and encodes 828 amino acids. The transcript is spliced from 3 exons. Gene Ontology annotation, molecular function: ADP binding. Lineage: Eukaryota; Viridiplantae; Streptophyta; Magnoliopsida; Poales; Poaceae.